This is a messenger RNA of Pocillopora meandrina, 9217 nucleotides long. The record is from the annotation of a GenBank genome assembly. Lineage: Eukaryota; Metazoa; Cnidaria; Anthozoa; Scleractinia; Pocilloporidae.
GUGCAAGACUAUAUCAGAAACGAUGCAGCAAAUCUCAAAAAUGAAGUGUCUGAGGUACGAGAUGUGAUUGGCUCCAAGCGCGUCCCUGCCGCAGUGAUGGUAAACCCUAAGGUUCAGGAAGCCGCGGUUGAAAAAGGAAUCGAAGUGGCUGGAAAACUUGUGGACAAACAACUGCAGACAAUUGAUGAUGCCCAGCGAAAGGCUGCGGAUUUUCUAAAGAAGGAGGUUAGCACAAGUAAAUCAGGGAAACAGCAAACAACACCAUGGGACUGAAUCCACAACUCUUUGUUUAAUUGUAAUCCCCAAAAGUUCUAUAAUUGUGUCUUUACUUUUGAAUGACAGCCCAUUCGGGAAUAGCCACUGAGGUUCCAGUAAUAAAGAAGUUUGUUUUUCUUAUGCCGACCACUCGGACUAGCCACCCGAUGUUUACUUUGGGAUUCUCCGCGAAAAUAUUUAGGCAACGAAGAAAGACAAUACAGGAGGAAAAAUACUUCGAGUCUGAACAUAGCUGCAGAAGAAAUAUCAAUGGAAUAAGGCCUGAAUUACCGCAUUGUGUCUUUUAACUUGAAUCCUCUCUUAUGGUAAUCAAUUUAAUAAACUUAAACGCCCUUGCUUAGCUCACGUUGUAUAGCGCCGGACAGCCGUGCAGAAGAGUUAAAGCCAACACUCAGGCUCUUAAAAUAACCGAAGGCAAUGUGCUGUCUUAAACUUUCAAGUCUUCCCGGUUAAAGAAGAUAAGCUGUAGGCCCCGCCUCCUGCAUUUUCCGUUAUACUGGUUAGCAAGGGACGAACCCACACAUUUCUCGCAAGGAACAUAACUCUCAGUGUUGUGGUCUGGCCUUGUCAUUGUUUAUACAGGCCCCCAUUCAAACAAGCUUAAAGCUGAACUAGGCCAGCCUGUCUAAAUAUCGUAAAUACGUACAUGAAAUUGGAACAGAACAGCAAUAAACUCAAUAUAAACCAUAUACCAUUUUCAUAUGGACAAUCAAUUGCUCAACGAGAAAUUCUAGAAAAUUUAAACUUCUUAACCUUUCUUCUGACUCAGCAACUUGACAGCUUUUCAAUGUUAGUCCUGAUUGGUGAUUAUAAGAAAUUAACAAAAAAAACCUUAAGAAAUAACUGAUUUAUGUUUCCAUUGAUAGAUCAAACUUGACAUCACUCCAGACAAAGGAUGGGAAAGUGAGGAUAUGUUUCUCCCUCCUGGAUAUCACAUUGAUGCAAGUAUCUCAGGGGGAGAAGAGUCGCCCAAAGAAGGAGGAGAAAUUCCUUAUGUGUUUCCUGCGGGCCUUGGAACGGCACUAAUGAACGGUUGCUGGGGAUCUGGGUACAAAGAAACUGAUCCUUGUUAUUCGGCAAAAUGGAAGUCGAGUAUUUGUCAGGUAAAUGAACACCCUGCUUCCUGAACAGUAUUUGACUAUAAACAAGUAGGAAUAUAAAUAUAUGCUUCCAACUCUGCCCUUAGAUUCGUUCCUCUCAGGAGCAAAUUAUAUUGACUACCAUAGAAUUUUUUUUUUUUUUUGUAAAAGGUUUAAUUUUCUAUAAACUGCAGUGUUAUAUAAGGAUUUCCAGCCCUAAGAAAAGUCGUAUCAAUACACGUGAAAAAAUACGACAAUAUUUCACGUGUGUUUAAAAUAGCCAAUCAGUUGCGGACAGGUCACUCGUCUUUCGCGCUACUCCGUCAUGCAAAGCCUUAACCAAUCUCAAUCCAAGUUGUUUUGUUAAAAUUUUCUCGGAGUGCGGCUGCUAAAACACUGAAAAAUCCACAUCGCCUACAGAUAGCGACGUUCAAAACUUCCUAGAGAGGGAAGAAAACCAAAAGACGAAAAGAAAAAUCGUCACUUACGUACUUAGUGGCUUUAAUUUGGUAGUUGCAUUUCUCGCGGCUGAGGACGAAAGAGACAACUGGGUGAUAUACCCCCAGCCGAAUUUGGCCGUGUACCUGAAAAGAUUUCUUCUGUCGGGGAGGAAAACUUUCAUAACUGAGAAUUUUGUGAAUUGAAAUUUCGCACAUUGUUUGUUUUCGUAAUGAUUCAACGCAUUUUUCAUCUGAAGCCUUAUCGCCAACGCACUUUACAACUUUUUUCAUUCAUUGAGUUGACUUUUCUUGUCAGUGAAGGGCUUUUAUGUUUAUAGAAUAACCCAAUAAGACAUGGAGUAGAUAUGGAAUUUCUCUUCGAGUGUUCAACGCGAUAUCUCACUCGUGAGCUAUCAAGUUAAACACUCGAAGAGAAAUUGUAUUGUAUUGUACUAUUUGUAUAAGUUCAGUUCUCACCGUAAUUAAGACUGUUUCAUUCUUGAAGUAAAUUUUUAACGAUUUACGAUUCGUAAUGCUGACUCGGACAGAACAUGAUCGAUGGUGCAGCGUUUAUGGGAGUUGGUUUUGACGGGAGAGGAAAAUACAGCCCAGAAUCCAGAAAAAUCAGCAUCGUUCAAAGAAACUGCGCAAACAAAGCCACGUAAGUUUUCUAAAUGUUUGAAACACAGAGCACCGUGGUUUAAAAAAAUGCCAGAAAUUUCAUUAUUAAAGAAUUGUCACAAUUCUUUACAGAUGCGUAUGAUCAGAAUCGCACCGUUUAUUUUUAUUCCUACCGCUAGCCGGUUGCUAAAAGUUUUUCACUAAGGACCUAGUUAAGCCCAGCCUGCCUCGGAGGAUCGACGAGUAUGGCUGAGUCAUUCAGUGAUUAAUAUUAUCUUUCACUAUUUCAUAUCUUUUGGACAAAGCAUCACCGGAUUGAUGAAAGUGUUUCUCCUUAUUUCUCUCGAGAUCGCUGGCAGUUGAUUGUUUGAGACAUUACAUACUGCAGCUAUUACUUCCUACAUUUCACAUCACCUUUGCCGCAAUUUUUCCGAUCCAUCGAAAUUAUAUUUCAUCCGUAUCGAGAAAUGAAUUGAAUAGGUAUUAAUUGAGUCAUCGUGCUCAGGUUCAAUUUCACUUCUAUUUUAGGUACGAUGGCCUGGAUGUUCCUGAUACCAUGAACGUUCACGGUAUCUAUGACACGUCCGCCUCGUUAAUGACGUUUGAAAGUCGCGAGGAAUAUCGGAAGCACAUUCAACAACAGGCAGGCGUAUCUGGCUCGUACUACGGUUUCUCUGCAGGAGUAAAAGAAGCCUGGGGAGAGUCCACAGCAUCCGCUCGCCAAAAGUACUUGGCAAUGAUGGACGUUGAUGUUGACAGGUAAUUGUCAGUUGAAGACAACGUUAGGGAGCGGGAACUUAACUUAGCCAUGGGAACGAAGGUGAUGAUGAUAUUCGUGUCACGGUAGGUAACGCUAUGGGUGAUGGGAAUCAUAAUGGUACUUCCUUUUAUUAUGAUGUAAUGAUUGUUUUGCAUUUCCAACUCAACCAACUCCUUCAACUUGGGUAAUGUCGGGAUAUUUGUGUAUAACAAACACGUAAUUUAAUUUUUCUUCGCAGAUAUGAAAUAUUUCUGGAUGAGGUUAAGCCACAAGAUCUUAGCAUGUCAUUUCUACGAGAAUUCAUGAACUUACCAACUUCCUACUUCUCGGCAGGAGGACCUCUUAAAUAUCGUUAAGUAUCAUACCUUGACACGUAGAGGAGAUGUCGAUCCUAAGCUCAUCUUCAAAAAAUGUGUAACCUGACUUUGAUCAACAUGUUAUUAGGCAAUAUUUUUUACGCCGAAGGUCCAGAAAAUAAUAAGUUUUCAAUUAGGUUGUUUUUCUCUAUUUAUGCCCUUGGAGGUAGUCUUGGAGCUCUCCGCUUCAGCUUCUUUUUGAAAACUGAGUUUCAAAUCUGCAUCAAUUACAUUAACGUAUCUUUGGUUUUCUAGAAAACUUUAUUCAACGCUGGGGAACACAUUUUGUCAAAUCUGCAAAGUUUGGCGGCCAGUUGGAGAUACGCAAAACGAUGGAUGCUGAAGAGGCUAAGAGCAGAAAGGAAUUUGAAAUUCAAAUGGAAAUGGAGUUUAAGAAUUUGUUUGCAAGUGUUGGUGCCGGUGCUUCUUUCGAGACAGGUGAGAGCAGCAGGAAACAGACAAAGACCACAUCAACCUCAGUGGUGGCCCAAGGAGGCAGCCAGCAUAUUGCGUCCAUUUUAUCGGACGUGUACUCGCCAACUUUUAAAACAGAAUUCAAAGAAUGGCUCAAGACAAUUCCAGACUAUCCGAAGGCCUUCCGUUUCCAAAUAGGAUCUAUUACUGACCUCCUCGAUUUCAGGGCUAAUGAUUUAUUCCAAGAUGAUUCGGCAGAUUGGGGUUGUGAAGGAAAUGCUGCGCACUUACAGACGGAAGAGAAAGGAGGCAAAACCAUAAAAUAUUACGAAGUAGAAGAUGAUCAUGGAACGAGGCGAUAUUAUUGUGAAUUUGACAGUCGCCAAGCAGUGGAAAAUGCUGUACAAAGACGAAGGUUGAGCUUGAAAAGGGCAAUUGAGAUAUACAUGGAAGAGGUAUUAUAAUUUGGUCUAUAAUUCAUCCAAUAAUUUUGCUCGCGCGAGACUGGUCUAAACUCAUCACGCGAUCAAAUAUGCCCCAACUAAAACCGGGGAGUAUCCGAGGAUAUACCCCAAGUGAUAUUACCACAUUUUAAAACCAUACGUCUAUUACGAUAAAAACGUUCAUUUUAGAGUCAAUUCAAGAUAAGAGAGCGUCUAGUUAUUGUUGCAGAAAAGGAAGAUGUUUGUUUGUUCAUGAAGUUAUAUCACAGAGCACUGAAAAGUAAACGUACCACAGGCAGUAAAAAGUUUCAUCCACGCGUUGCAAAAUAUCUGAAAGAUAAUAAACGAAAUAAAGCCUCUUUUUGGCGUAAAAAUAUGCUAGAAUAUCUGUUCCUCCAAACUCAAAGCUUCGCUCUCGGAUAGCUGUUCGCAUCUCGGAACAGAGAACGUCCGCGGACAAAUAUCGAUGCAUAUUUUCGCGCCAAAUAGAGGCUAUCGAUGGUAUAUUCUUCUUAUUCUUAAAUGGGUAUCUAUUUGGCGUAAUGAUAAACGUCCUAAUUGGAAACUGAUUGAUUCAAGUCUGAUAAGAUCUUGAAAUUUUGACCAGGUUACAAGAACAGGAACGAUAGGAAUGACUGUUGGAUAGCAAACUAUAUAGGUAUCACUUUUCGUUGAAAUGAAUCUGAUCUUCUUUUAUUUAAGGGUGCAAUGUCUAUCUCCGACAUCGAGUUGAAUGCCUGUACACCACAUAGCGACCAAACAUUCAAGGAUAAUCACCAGAGUCCUUUUUUAACUACCCGUGAGCCUCUAAGUUGGGCGGAUAUUAUUAAAGACAGCACAGUUUUGAAGGUUUCCUUUGACAUGGUAGAUGAUCUACCCAAUGCUCAACGUUCAACUUUCAACAUUGGUCAUAAUAUGACCCGCCUUGUAAAAUUCUAUGAAAAGAAGUGGUAUACAAGUGAUAAUGAUGGUUCCUUUCAUCUGUACGGUGCAUACGGUAACAGGAACACCAACAAUGUUUCUCUGAGAAAAAUUUCUAUUUUUGGUCUUGUGCUAACGUUUAAUGAAGUCGAUAACAGCCUUGUUCUGGACCCCAGCGAUUUUAAGGUAUCGAAAAGGUUCUUUCCCACUUUAGCAGAAGACAUGGUUGGAACUCAGUUAGCCCGUGUGUACAUAUCAUCUACAAGUUCGGACAAACGAUCUACAUCAAGGCAGCCUUCAAGGGCAACCCAACUAUGUCAAGAGAAAUGGUCAAAUGCACUCCGAUUUGACCCCACGGACACCGAGGGUAAAUGCUUGCACUUUACUGCAUCAACAGCAGGAACAUUAUUUGUUGUAUUUGCAGCUCUGCCCAAGGAACCAGAGUCGCGUUAUUUGGUGGAAAUUUCUCCUGAAGGGGUGUAUAUUUAUAAGGUAAAACUAGCAACAAAAAUGCAGUAUUAGCCCUUAAUACGUUAAUACAAACAUAAUUAUGUAGAAUACUACCGCAACUUUGUUGUUUAAAUAGCAUCAAAAUAAAUUUCAAACUUACGGAAAUAAUUUCAAAGGCGUGUUUCGGCAUGACUCAUGCCAUCGUCAGUUUGUUUCUUGCGUCCGUUGACUUUGUUUUUACACAAACGUUAUAUAAAACUUACGUUAUAUCGGUUUGGAUCGAAUCACAAUCUUUGAAAUUAGUACUGUUUCAAAAGUUUAAGAAAACAAUAGCGCUCGCAAAUGUAACUCUUGAAAUGUUAAUCUAUGUGAAAAAAUCAUGGCAAUAAUGCUGCAUCCGUGCUUUCAACUUGGUUGCAAGCGGCCAAAGUACUAUGCUCCCUUUGAUUAAAGGAAGUAAGUAGUUUUGGCUGAGUCUAGAAUAUUAAAACACAUAUCUGAUUGUAGGAAAAAACCAGAAUUGGGCCUAGAUGAUGAGUUCUUGCACAUUUUAAAUCAGUUCGAAAAAGCGGUCCUCGUUGUCUCCUUAAUCAUAAAACGCCUUAAAUUUUAUCAAUCUUUCCGAAAUAUGUAACUUAUUAGAAUUUGACCAAUUUUGGUCCGUAAAUCGCCUCGUUUCUUCAAUUAUCUGGUCAGCGGUGUCUUUAUUUCUUAGGGUACAUUUUUAAAGAAACCAACCACGAACGCCAACGCUCGAGCACUUGGAUAUGCCUCCCUUUAUCAGUCGUACUUUGUUUGCAUCACGGAAUCAGAGGAGAGCACCCUCAUUGAAUAUGGAAAGAGUCUAGGGACAUCUGAGAGUGGGGAUAUCUAUCUGAAUUUUAUUGACAGCAGGGAUCACCUAAAUGCUCGUUUCUACGCGUUUGGCAAUGACCAGAAUCCUGCCAAGGUGAUGGAUGUUCACAUCGUAUCUCGCCAUUUGACGAAAGCAGAAUGUAAAGGAGAAACAGUCAAAGAUUUGGAGACAAACCUUUGCGUUCAGAGGUGUCAUAAGGAUUGCGAUCCCUUGGCUGGUGAGACCUAUAAUCAAACGUGGAAAGUUGUUUUAGAUCUGCUUGGAAAUAUUCUCUAUUGUUCCAGUUAUUUUUUCCUCUCUAUCGUACUGAGAUUCAGUUUAUCUGUCGAUAUACUUUUAGAUAUACGAAUUCAAACACGGUUUAUCAAUUUUCAUUAAUUCUGGAUUAGAUUACAAUUUGCCUGACGUGAGAAACUGUACAAAAAAAUACAUGCAUUCAAGCUAGUAAAUAGUUUAUUGCGAGGUCUGCGUGCUAAUCAGUGUUCGUACCGUUAGACUUGAAACGAAAGAAAGAAGGUAAAAGAAACGUGCUUGCAGCACGCUGCUACACUAAGUACUUCUGUAUAGUGAUCAUCAUAUGACCCAUCUAGCCCCGCGUGUGCGAUGCUGUAGAAGCCGACCUGUGUAGGAAUCGGACGAAAUGGCGUGAGCAGGAUAAAAGAAAGGUUUUUGUUGUAGUAAUCUCUUUGGUUUUUGUCUCGUGUGCACCCGUCUAUCACGUCCUGAGGGUUGAAAAAAAUUUUCAAAAUUUUCAAAAGUCAUUGGUCAUAUGGUAAAAAGCUUAUUAACUGAGUUUGAUCGGGCUAGACGGAUUAAAUUUUGACUCUCGAUCUUGAUGCAAGAACUUCACUGCGCUAAGUCCGAACAUCAUGACUUCGAGCCAAAUUUUUUCCCGUCCAGCCCUCACAAUCAGUCAAUAAGAAUAUAAUAAGAACCCAAAAUGUCCUCGAUACCUGCACAAGGAGACUUGCUUUUGCAAUUGAGUCCACAAUCCGAUUUUGCUACGUUAAGUGCCAUUAUUAUACUUCAAGCAAGUGGUUACCACCCACAUUCCCUGAACUGAAUAAUGAUCUGUUAGUAGAGAGUUUACAUGUUGUAACACUUGUUGGAUAUCUUAACAAAUGACAAAGCUCCCUCAUGUGGUUGUAGGUUGCGAGUUACCUGAUAGCGCCCAAUUUCCUAAUGGGUGUAAAGCUUGUAGAACUGCUCUGGACGUGGAGAGAAAUAAAUGCAUACCCGCAUGUCCAGACAACAAAAUGCUAACGAAAGACAAGAAAUGCGUUCGUAAGUAACUGAUUAUUUUCCAUUAAAAGCGUAUGCUGUCAUAAAACAUGACAUCCUCUUUUUAAUUCAGGGAUUGGUAACUCAUCCAUAAGAUACGUAUUGAGUCAGAUACUUUCUUCGUUCUCUUUUUUUUUUUUUAAUAUAGGAUAAGCUUUUUCCUUUUGGUUCAAGAUAUCGAGAUUAAAAUUGGAGGAAGCUGACCUCCUACACUCAUAGUGGUUCACAAAGAGGUUUUAAGAAUGAAGGACUUUACUGCACCCGAUGUUGGGAUCUUUGUGACUGAAACACGCUCAAUAAUACAACUAGAUAAGGCAGAAUUCGAGACCUCCUAGGUUGCAGAGAAAAGCACCUCUCUGUUUUUAUCUGCGUUCAAAAUCUCCUGAAGCAAUCCCCUUUUUUUUGUUCCAUUGAGUUGAUAGACCGAAAUUUCAUUUAGCGAAAAUCUAAUGAUAAUUUACUAACAGUGCUCUUUUAAUGAAAAUUACGCAGCCACGUUUGACGUUAAAGGCACGCUUGUGUUUGACGACCUGCCAUUCCUACCAGAAGUUACAAUUUGCCACUGGAUGAAGCUUGACAAAAACUUUGUGAGACGACCAGGCUACUUCCAUAAAUUUUAUGGAGGGAGUCGGAGCUCAAUAUUAUCAUUUAUUCAGCCGCUUGGUGAAGGAGGGAUUCUUUUCAGGAUGGAAAUCAGUCCAGAUAGAAAGAAACCAGGAGAUCGUCAACGGUAAAGAAUAACUAAACAUACAUUAAUGAAAGUUGAUAUCCAUUAUUUUCGCAUGCGUGUGGCAAAAGAAAACUCAAUUGUACGAUGUUUUCCAGAUUUUUCUCAAGAUUUUGACUUUAGGACUAGAGUAUCUCGUUUACGAUUCAGUGCAUUGACUCUAAUUUAAGAAUGAAGCUUCUGUAGAACACCGAAAAACAUGUUUCACUAAUUUUCACGUAUUUUUUAAAUGCAGAUUGAAAUUAAGUCAGUUGGAGGACUUGCACUGGCAUCAAUUUUGUGUGACUUGGUCUGGUUUUACAGGAGUAAUCCAAUAUUAUUUCGACGGAAAGAACAUUUUAUCAGCGAUCAACCGACAAAGAGGUGAACUCCAAGGAGGGGGAUCACUAGCGGUUGGUGACACGAGGAUGAGGAUCACAGGCUUCGAUGUGUGGGAUCGAGUUCUAACUAGACAAGAAAUCUCUCAGAAUCUAAAAAAGUGCGACGCUGGUAAAGGGAAUGUUGUGCAGUGGCAUCAAGCUUUUAAAUACUUUAGGAAAGACAAAAAAAUGUACUCCAUUCCUUCGGCUUGUGAACCCCCUAGUUCAAACUGA